This is a messenger RNA of Cadophora gregata, 1938 nucleotides long. RefSeq lists its product as uncharacterized. The record is from RefSeq and is a predicted model, not a curated record. Gene Ontology annotation, molecular function: transmembrane transporter activity. Gene Ontology annotation, biological process: transmembrane transport. The transcript is spliced from 4 exons. The coding region runs from base 1 to 1257 and encodes 418 amino acids. NCBI's taxonomy places the organism in Eukaryota, Fungi, Ascomycota, Leotiomycetes, Helotiales, Ploettnerulaceae.
AUGGCAAACAACAACCCAAUCGACCACGAGAAGCACUUGCCUACGUCUGCAGAGGAUAGUGGCGCCACAUCAGUUACAGCAACUGAAAAUGAAGCCGAAAAGCACACAGAGGGUCAAUCUGGAGCUGAAGCUGUAGGAGAGCCAGCUGAAGUCACCGACGAUGAGCUUCCUCAUGGCUUUGCUCUGGCCGCCAUUGUGGUCGCCAUCAUGCUCGCUACGUUUCUGAUAUCUCUGGAUCAGACAAUCGUGGGUACCGCCAUUCCCAAAAUCACCAAUCAAUUCCGCGGCCUGGACAAAGUAUCCUGGUAUGGAUCGGCGUACUUCAUGACCUUUGGAGGCUUCCAGACUGCAUGGGGCAAGGCAUAUAAAUUCUGUGGUCUCAAGACAACCUUCCUCGUCUCUCUUGCACUAUUCGAAAUUGGGAGUUUGGUUUGUGGUGCGGCACCAAAUGCCAAUGCUCUGAUCGUCGGAAGAGCAAUUGCUGGCUUUGGUGGUGCUGGGAUGGCGACCGGUGGCUUCACAAUCAUCGCCUUCUCUGCCGCACCAAAGCAGCGUCCUCUAUUCACUGGACUGGUCGGAUCCGCCUAUGGACUUUCUGCUGUAGCUGGCCCGCUCAUUGGUGGUGCAUUUUCGGAUCACGUAUCUUGGAGAUGGUGCUUUUACGUCAAUCUGCCUGUCGGAGGUCUUGCGGGUGCCAUCAUUCUAUUCUUCUUCCGCACUCCAAAGGGAGCCAAGCCACAGAAGGCGACAUGGAAAGAAACGAUUUUGAACAUGGAUCCUGUCGGUGUCAGUCUGACCAUGAGCUUGAUCAUCUGUUUUAUCUUAGCGCUCCAAUACGGCGGCCAAACCAAGGCUUGGGAUUCCAGUGAGGUAAUCGGUCUCCUUGUCGGCUUCGUCGCCAUUUUCGCCGCCUUGAUUGUUUGGGAUUACUUCCAAGGCGAGCUCGCCAUGGUUCCGUUCCGAUUGAUGAAGCAACGUUUUCUCUGGGCUACCGCCUCAUUCAUGUUCUUCUUCGCCGGCUCCUAUUUUAUUCUUCUUUACUACCUUCCAAUUUACUUCCAAAGCAUUCACAACACGAGUGCUGUUGGUUCCGGAGUACGCAAUUUGCCUAUGGUCGUCACGUUUAGUAUUGCCGCAAUUCUUGCGGGUGGCUUCGUUCAGAAGACCGGCAUUGUCACACCAGUCAUGCUGGCGGGUGCCUCGAUCGCGACUAUCGGAACAGGAUUGAUCUACACAUGUAAGUACCCCUGGAAGUAGCCCUCUUUUUUAACCAGUUCAUGUACUGACUCUGUCGAUCACGUAGUGGACAUCGGUUCCUCAGCUGGAAAAUGGAUCGGCUACCAAAUCCUGGCUGCUUUUGGAUUCGUCAUCCCAUGGCUGAUUCCAAUGAACAUCGCCCAACAAAACGCAGCACCUGAAGACAUCUCAACAGUGACAGCUGUCAUCUUCUUGGCGCAAACGCUGGGAGGGGCUUUUAGCGUCUCGGCUGCACAAUCUGCUUUUGUCAACACUCUGCUCAAGGAACUCGCCAGAACCGCUCCACAGAUCAGCCCCAUGACGGUGAUCGGAACAGGAGCAACACAGAUCCGGGAAGCUUUCGCAGAUAACAUAGACGUUGUUCUCGAGGCCUACAUGGAAGGCCUCAAGGCAACUUUCGCGAUUUCCAUUGGUAUGGUUGGUUUGGCGGCUGUGUUGAGCGUUUUCUCCCCAUGGAAGAAAUUGCAUGGCGCGCCGGAGACUGCUGCUUUUGCUUAAGUGGAGACCUGAUUUGGGGCGAUUUUUCCUGACGAGGUGAUUCUGUAGAUAGAUUGUUGCAAGGAGCAUUGUGAGGUUGCCUCUGGUGAUAAGCUUUGCUCUUUGAUUUCUCUCGAGAUUCAUUCCUAGGACUCCAAAAAUCCAAAGAUUCUGUCCAAUGUAUCCCACCCCAUAAAUAUCCAA